Merops nubicus (carmine bee-eater) is the source of this 981-nucleotide messenger RNA. RefSeq names its product cyclin-dependent kinase 6. Gene Ontology annotation, molecular function: cyclin-dependent protein serine/threonine kinase activity; cyclin binding; ATP binding. NCBI's taxonomy places the organism in Eukaryota, Metazoa, Chordata, Aves, Coraciiformes, Meropidae. The transcript has 7 exons. The coding region runs from base 1 to 981 and encodes 326 amino acids. The record is from RefSeq and is a predicted model, not a curated record. Gene Ontology annotation, biological process: regulation of gene expression; signal transduction; regulation of cell population proliferation. Gene Ontology annotation, cellular component: nucleus; cyclin-dependent protein kinase holoenzyme complex; cytoplasm.
AUGGAUAAGGACAGCACAAACCUAGCUGACCAGCAGUAUGAAUGUGUGGCUGAGAUUGGGGAAGGAGCCUACGGGAAGGUGUUCAAAGCCCGAGACUUGAAGAACGGAGGUCGCUUUGUUGCACUGAAGCGGGUACGGGUGCAGACCAGCGAGGAGGGGAUGCCACUGUCCACCAUCCGAGAAGUGGCAGUUUUGAGGCACCUGGAGACGUUUGAGCACCCCAAUGUGGUCAGAUUGUUUGAUGUGUGCACAGUGUCACGAACAGACAGAGAGACCAAAUUAACGUUGGUGUUUGAACAUGUGGAUCAAGACUUGACUACUUACUUGGAUAAAGUUCCAGAGCCUGGAGUGCCUACUGAAACUAUAAAGGAUAUGAUGCUCCAGCUUUUUCGGGGACUGGAUUUUCUGCAUUCACAUCGUGUGGUGCAUCGGGACCUGAAACCCCAAAAUAUCCUUGUAACCAGCAGCGGGCAGAUAAAGUUAGCUGAUUUUGGCCUUGCACGAAUCUACAGUUUUCAGAUGGCUCUUACCUCAGUGGUUGUUACUUUGUGGUAUAGAGCUCCCGAAGUCUUGCUUCAGUCCAGCUAUGCAACACCAGUUGAUCUUUGGAGUGUUGGCUGCAUAUUUGCAGAAAUGUUCCGUCGAAAACCACUCUUCCGUGGAAAUUCAGAUGUUGAUCAGCUAGGAAAAAUCUUCGAUGUAAUUGGACUCCCAGAAGAAGAGGACUGGCCUAAUGAUGUUGCCCUUCCAAGAAAUGCUUUCACUUCCAGGCCUGGACAACCUAUUGAAAAAUUUGUACCAGAUAUUGAUGAACUGGGCAAAGACUUGCUUCUUAAAUGCUUAGCAUUCAAUCCAACCAAGAGAAUAUCUGCCUAUGUUGCCCUCUCUCACCCAUAUUUCCAUGAUCUGGAGAAAUGCAAGGAGAAUCUGGACUCUCACAUGUCAUCCAGCCAAAACUCCAGUGAGGUGAAUGCAUCAUAA